CAAAUCGGGGCAAUGACGUGGUUUAAAAGCGGAGCGGCUUCGUCCUCCCGCCACGGCGCGGUUGCUUCAACAGGCUCAAGUAUCCCUUUCUGUCCUCGUGGGAUUCCCGUAGUUCCGGAACACAUCCGCUUCCGCCCUGCUUUGGCGGGGCAUCCCUCCCGCCAAGUCCCUCGCGGGCUGCCGUAGCCCGGCUCCGCGCGCGCGUCCUGCGUCGGCGCCGCCUUCCUGGUUGCUCGGAGAGGGAAAGGGAAGAUGGCGGCGGCGGCAGUGGAGGCGCCCGCCGUGCAAGCAACUCCGGCUGCCCAGACGGGGACGGCGGCUCCGCGGACCGCGCGGAGGACGGCGGCUCAGCGGCCGCGGGCGGAGAAGUAGGCGGCCUCGCCGGCCCGGGCGCAGCAACCGCGGAGCGCUGGUCCGCGCCUCACGAUGCUGUCGGCCUUGAAGAAGCUGGUGGGCUCCGAGCAGGCCCCGGGGCGGGACAGGCCCAUCCCGGCGGGGCUGCAGUCCAUGAAUCAGGCGCUGCAGCGGCGUUUCGCGAAAGGCGUCCAGUAUAACAUGAAAAUUGUCAUCCGAGGUGACAGAAACACGGGGAAGACCACUUUGUGGCAUCGGCUGCAAGGAAAGAAAUUUGUUGAGGAAUAUAUCCCAACCCAGGAGAUCCAAGUCACCAGCAUCCAUUGGAAUUAUAAGACUACUGAUGAUAUUGUGAAGGUUGAAGUCUGGGAUGUGGUAGACAAAGGCAAGUGCAAAAAACGGGGAGAUGGGUUGAAGCUGGACAACGAUCCUCAGGAGGCAGAAUCCGAGAUGGCCUUGGAUGCGGAAUUCCUGGAUGUAUAUAAGAACUGCAAUGGUGUCGUGAUGAUGUUUGAUAUCACCAAGCAGUGGACCUUCAACUACAUCCUGAGAGAACUUCCAAAAGUCCCAACCCAUGUACCAGUGUGUGUGCUUGGGAAUUACCGGGACAUGGGCGAACACCGGGUGAUCCUGCCUGAUGAUGUGCGGGAAUUCAUUGACAACCUGAACAGGCCCCACGGCUCCUCCUACUUUCGUUAUGCUGAGUCUUCCAUGAAGAACAGUUUUGGCCUCAAAUACCUGCACAAAUUCUUCAAUAUCCCCUUCUUGCAGCUACAGCGGGAGACUCUGCUGCGGCAGCUGGAGACCAAUCAGCUGGAUAUUGACGCCACCUUGGAGGAACUCUCUGUGCAGCAGGAGACCGAAGACCAGAACUAUGAGCUGUUCCUCGAAGUGAUGGAAGCUCGUGGCCGGGGACGUGUCUCUCCUUUGGCCACCAAUGGACAGACCCUCUCCUCAGGUUCCCAGUCUCCAGUGGUUCCACCUGGCAAUGCUUCCGGGGGCUCUAGCCCCGGCACCCCCCAGCAGAGCAUGGCCAACCCCGGCCUUGCCACGGACCCUGCUGAGCCUCCAGAGCCAGGGCUGCUGCCUGAAACCCAGCCUCCCACAGUCAGUCCUGCACCAGCUGUGCCACAGAAACGUGGUAUCAUCGCUCGGCUCUUUGGGACCUCCCCAGCUCCCGAGACUGGUCCUCCCUCUCCAGAUCCUGCCGUUCCUGCCCUCCCUGCAGUUGCUCCCUCAAAAGUCCAGAGCGUAGAAGACUUUGUCCCCGAGGACAGCCUGGAUCGCAGCUUCCUGGAAGACCCCAUCCUGCAGAGAGACAAGAGGGGGAAACAGGCAGCAAAGGCCCCCACCGACAGUGACAGUGACAGAGAUGCUCCUGGUGGGAACCCCUUGGUUGCUGGCUUCCAGGAUGACCUGGACCUUGAUGAGCGUCUGUCCAGCAAGCCCCCGUUAGCAGCAGAGCUGGUCCCGAGCAAAAACGUGAACCUGUCAAGUGAGGAAGAAGAAUCCUCCAAGUUCUCCAUCAUGGGGGCUGAAGAUGCUGGGUCAGAACAAGAAAAAAAACGAGCUUCCAAAAAGUCCGUGAAACUCCUAGAGCCCUCGGCACCUCCCAGAUCCGCGGAGCUGAAAUCUCUCACCAGCCAACCUCCAGCUGAGCCAAGCAAACGCUUGAUGGCAGCCAGCGGCCCUGAGGCCCGUCCGCCCCCAGCGCCCUCUGCCUCCAAGCAGCAGGACUCCGAGAGCGACUCGGAGGGGCCCUUCGCCUCGCAGAUGCUCUCCUUCGUGAUGGACGAUCCGGACUUUGAAAGCGAGGAGUCAGAGAGCCAAAGGAAGUGCCCAGAGGAAUUUCCAGUGCGAGAGGACCUGUCAGACCUCUCCGAGGAGGACCCCCCUUCCAGACCUCCCCAGCUGCCCAAACCUGUCAUCCGCUCCUUCAGAGUGAAGGACGAGGCCGAUCUCUUUGGGUUGGGCCUGGAUAAGCCGCUUGGCCGAGACAGCAGCGAGGAAGAUAAGGAGAAGCAAUCUUUGAAGGAGAAAAAGAAAAAAAAGAAGAGAACUGGCAAAGAGGAAGAAACAGAGAAAAUUUCAGGGAGGAAAAAGAGCAAGCCCAAAAGGAGCAGGGAGAAGGAGGAGGAGGAGGAGGACAGAGGAGAAAAGGAGAAGAAGCCGCCCAAGCAGCAGCACCAGCGGAGCAAAGCCAAGCCCAGCAGGAUCGAUGAGCUGGAGGCCUUUCUCGGGGGCGGUGCUGGGGCCAGCAAGCAGCGGGGGGGUGGAGACUACGAGGAGCUGUAGCCCCCCCCCAGCCAGGUGCACGGGGCAGGCGCUCCCAGCCUCCACCACCGCCACCCCUGCCUUUCUCUGCCGCCCGUUGCCAGCGUGGCUGGAGCCCGAGGAGGCAGGAGCUGAGGAGGGGCCUGCAAGUGGCUCAGAAGCCCCCAGCCUUUCUGUCCUUUCAGCCAGGGAGCCCUGGGUUCAGGCUCCUGAGAGGCGGCCCAAAGUGGGGCUGCCCAUGGAGGCUGCAUCGUGUCCCCCACACGAAGUAGCUGCUGCUGCCCGUCAAACGAUGGAGCCGUGCUCUUUUUUUACAAUGGCUCCCCUGAGGGCUUGGCAGGUUGCAGGGUCCCAGCCAGGUGUGUGUGUGGAGGGGGGGCAGAGGCCCUCCACGUUGUGGGGGUGUUUGAGUAACCCGUGGCUUCAUUCUGGGAAUUUGGGGAGAGAAAGACAGACAUAAAUGCCCCCCUCCUCCCUGCCCUUUUCUCGGUUAUCCCAGUUUGUGUACCCUGGAAGCCCGUCUGCAGCUGAACAUCUGGAGAAAGGAGGCUAGCUUCCGCGGGUGAGGGGUGCUGUCCGCCCUUUCCUGGCUCCUCCUCAAGUGGGCUUUCCCCCUUUCCGCAUCCCUGCCUCCCAGUCACUGCUGCGUGUGUUUGCCCUGAAAUCCAGCCAGUUCUGGGUAGCAGCUGGUCCCACCUCAGCUGCGUUUUCUGUGUCCCCCCCUCCCCUCCCCCCUCUUGCACCUUCACUCGCCCUCCUGGCCUUGCUGGGUGCCUCCAGCGAUCAAAUUCCGGAAUGCACUCCGUUGUGCCCUUGUGUCCCUAGGUAUGGAUUGAAGUGGGGCUCUUUUAACAUUCCUUCCCUCUGCCCCCCCCCCCGCCCUUGGGGAAAUGCACAGGUCAUCCUUGACCUCUAGCAGCUUGCAUGGCACAGGUAGUGCUCUCAGGGCCUCUGGCCUCCCUCCUUACCCUCCAUGGGGGGAGGGUGUGCAUGACAAACCUACUCUUGACCCCUUGCCCCCCCCCAAGCCUCCCAGCCCCAUUCCCCCUUGCCCCCCACACAUUCUCCCCCCUCCCAGGAGCCUAGUCUCUGGAAUGCAGCUGGCAAUAGAGACUUGUGCUGAUCCCCUCCUUUUUCUUUUACUCCCUUUUUCUCUUUGCUUUUGGGAAAAACAGUCCCAGUGAUGCACUCCUCAUUCCAGCUGAUAAAGCUCUUGGUUGUACAA
Crotalus tigris (Tiger rattlesnake) is the source of this 3853-nucleotide messenger RNA. RefSeq names its product RAB, member RAS oncogene family like 6 (gene RABL6). The coding region runs from base 427 to 2649 and encodes 740 amino acids. Gene Ontology annotation, molecular function: GTP binding. NCBI's taxonomy places the organism in Eukaryota, Metazoa, Chordata, Lepidosauria, Squamata, Viperidae. Gene Ontology annotation, cellular component: cytosol; nucleus. The record is from RefSeq and is a predicted model, not a curated record. The transcript is spliced from 15 exons.